AUGGAACCUACAGAAGAGAGUGUGGUGUGCUCAAAUGAUCUUGCUGGAGGUCCUAAUGCAAUGACAACAGAGCCGCUAUCCAUGGUCCCACAGAUCACAGACACCACAUCCAUGGUCCCACAGAUCACAGACACCACACCACAAGAGAAAGAGACCAUCGCAAGGGUUGGCAUCUCAUGGAACAUUGUCAGUGGGUUUUCAUUUGAGGCACUGCGCAAGACCUAUAAGACACAUGCACCGACUACUUGGCACCUAUUAUGGAAAUUUGUGGCACCAAAAUCUGUGAAGAAAUGUCGAAGAAUGACAGCACGCGUGUACUAA
Messenger RNA from Heterobasidion irregulare TC 32-1, 321 nucleotides. RefSeq lists its product as uncharacterized. Lineage: Eukaryota; Fungi; Basidiomycota; Agaricomycetes; Russulales; Bondarzewiaceae. The transcript has a single exon. Bases 1 to 321 code for a protein of 106 amino acids. The record is from RefSeq and is a predicted model, not a curated record.